AUGGUGGCCGCGGCGUGGGAAGAGGAGCCCGCCACCUUGAACCUGCCCAAGAAAUUGUUUCACUGCGCCGCCUGUCGUGCCCCCCUCAAACCUCCAGUGUUCAAGUGCGACAAGGAGCAUUUCGUGUGCUGCGCCUGCGGGCGCAAUGGCGGCGGCGACGGAGCCACCAAGCACUGCGGUCCAUGCGGGCAUGACGUCUCCUACGCCCACUCAGCCUUCAUGGACAGCGUGGUCGGCGCCUACAAGGUGCCGUGCACGUACAAGCACCACGGCUGCGCGAGCUCCAUCGUGUACCACGCGGCGGCGGAGCACAAUGACAAGUGCGCGCACGCGCCCUGCUACUGCCUCGAGUGCACGCCACCGUUCGAGGGCUCGCCGGCGCAACUCCUGCGACACCUCACUGCGCCGUCCGGCAAACACUCCUGGCCCAUGGACAAGAUCAAGUACGAGGCCAACACCGACGCCGACACGAGGCCGGUGUACACGGGCGUGCUCUGGGUGGAUGGUCCUCCAGCACCCCCGGGCCAACUCAUGUGCACCUUCCGGCACCAAGCGACCAUGGCGAGCUGCUCCGUCCCGGGCGAGGUGGACAUGGAACAGGGCUGGCUCCAUGCGCAUGUCAACCCGAGCAUGCUGCACGGAGAGUCCGGCGAGGUUCAUUUGCGCCUCCGUAUCACCAAGUUUCCGUGAAUGAACUCCAGUUAUUUAUCACUCCUCACUCGUCAUAUAUGCUGGGAGUUUGAUCUCUGCAUCAUUUUGCUCUGUUUUGGCUCCAGUUAUUAUGAACUACUAAUGUAAGGAGAAACCGCAGUAUGAACUUGUUAAUGUUGGGAGUGUG
Molecule: messenger RNA, 838 nt
Organism: Hordeum vulgare subsp. vulgare (domesticated barley)
Lineage: Eukaryota; Viridiplantae; Streptophyta; Magnoliopsida; Poales; Poaceae
Product: putative E3 ubiquitin-protein ligase SINA-like 6
Exons: 3
Coding region: 1-690 (229 amino acids)
Molecular function (GO): zinc ion binding
Source: RefSeq, a predicted model, not a curated record